This is a messenger RNA of Clupea harengus (Atlantic herring), 2632 nucleotides long. RefSeq names its product family with sequence similarity 43 member B (gene fam43b). The record is from RefSeq and is a predicted model, not a curated record. Lineage: Eukaryota; Metazoa; Chordata; Actinopteri; Clupeiformes; Clupeidae.
GCGGUGGAACUGACUGGUUCAGGCUUACCGUUCUCUCAGUAUCUCUCCAGUGCGUGGCAGAAUUUCCUCUCUCUGCUCUGUCUCUCCUACUCUCCGAUUCACACACACACACACACAUUUUCUCUCACUCUCUCAUUCGCUCGCACAGGAAGAGGGGCUCCAUGCCCUCUCCACCGCUGGCUUCCUGAAGCCAUGCUGCCCUGGAGAAGGAGCAAGUUUGUCCUGGUGAAGGAUGAGGAGAAGAGCAAGCCCAAGAGCCUGGCCCCGGGGCUGACCUACCACUCGCUCCUGUCCUCGCUACUGAACUCCUGUCCUGACCUGCGACCCGACUGUCCCUUCCACUGGCUGGGCAGCGUCUUUCAGAACAAGCGGCAGAAGGUGGAGCUCAACCGCGAGGAGCCGGCGUACAACGUCCGCUAUCUGGGCAGCACCGUCACCAUCCUGGCCAAGGGCGAGAGCUGCGUGCAGGACGCCGUGGCCAAGAUCUGGCAGCACAGCAACUACGGUGAGCAGAGCCUGAAGCUGAAGCUGAGCGUGGGGCCACAUGGCCUCCGCAUGGGCACCGACACCAGCGGCCGCAAGAAGCCCAGCCACCUCUUCUCCCUCAACCGCAUCACCUACUGCUUGGCCGGAGCCUACCGGCCCAAGAUCUUUGCCUGGAUCUACCGGCACCAGGUGAAGAACAAGGCGGUGGUGCUGCGCUGCCAUGCCGUGCUGCUGGCCAAGGCGGAGAAGGCCCGGGCGGUGGCCCUCAGUCUGCUCCAGAACGCCUCGUCCUCCUUCAGCGAGUUCAAGCGCCUAAAGAGACAGAGCGACUUCCGCCACUGCCGGCAGGAACUGCUGGGCGAGGGGAUGGUGCCCCUGGCGCCACGGCGACGGCUCCUCAAUGGCCAGUGCCACUACCAGCCGGCUGCCGACAAGCCCAGCAGUGCCACGCGGCUCUGCUCCAUCACAGAGGAGGAGGAAGAGGAGGAAGAGGAAGACAAUGAGCAGGAGGGAGAGGAGGGAGAGGAGGAGGGAGAAGAAGAAAGGAAAGAUCUAGAGAAGGGGAAGAAAGAGAGGGAUAGAAGGGUGAUAGACAGAGGGCCAGCACAGCUGUCUGAGAUAGAUGUGGAGAAAAUGGUUUGCGGACUGGGCGAGUGCACAAUCAGCUGCUCGGAGGACGGCCACAUCACCAUCAGCACACUCCUGUGACGGAACGCAGAGGAGAGAGCAGACCGGAUGACCUCACUCCCACUCCACUCGUCUACAAGCGGCAUGUUGAAAAAAACACACUCCCUGCCUCCUCGGAUCUUCCCUGGUUCCUCAACUUCACUGUGUGAUGGAAUACAGAGGGUGAGGAAUACAAAACUUAAGUGAAAGCGACCCGGCUGUUUCAUUCCUGUCACCUGCUGUCUAAAGCAGAGGCUUUCGAUGGAAAGAGGUUCGAAUUGGACAUGACUAUAGCACAAUGACAGAGGAUAAGGAAAGAGUCAGUUGUGAACUAUGGAAAGAGAGGGCAUCCUAUCCUUAAGAGCCAAGCUAACACUGCACAUUACCUGAAGAUGAAAAAAAAGAUUUGUUCCACUCAAGUAUUUGUAUUUUUAUGGUUGAGUGAGUAUAAGAUAAGCUCUAACUUUUGAUAAACUGGUGACAUUUUUGUCGAGGAGAAUUUGCACAAAACAGAAAGAUGUACAUUUUAUUUUCUGAUGUAUAACACAAGCCCUCUGUAAUUUUCCACGGCUGACCUUUCUGUGUGCACUCUGGUCUUUCAAGAGACAUUUAAUAUGGUUUUACAGUUACUGUGAAAUGUACUAAUGAAUUAGACCAUAAUUUAGGAAAUGAGCCAUUGAGUCGACAUAUUUAUUGCCAUCAUUUCUUAAAGGGGAGCUCACCUCCCACGCACGACAACAUUACCCCUGACGUUUAUGAGAUUUUUAAUAUCAUAAAUGUAUUAUAUCUCUGUGAUACAUCCAAGAUCUACACCAUGGUUACUGUACAGUACAGGGGUGCACAUUUUUUACUUCUGUCAGAAGGUUGAAAAGCUUUGCAGUGUUUUAACUAUUUACCUGAAAAUGGGAAUACAAAUCAGAGUAUUUGAUAUAUAUAUCAUAUUUAUCUAAAAAAGGCUGGGAGGUUACAUUUGAAGAACAUGUAAACUGUCAUCAGAGCCUGUAUUUCAAGUCUUAUUGUGACACCGAAUUACAUGGUUUCAUUCUUUGGACACGGUCAUUUAAUAAACUGUGCUCACUUGCUUCUGGUUCCCUCAUGAAUAUCAACAGUCUCACAUGUUUUCAAACUGCUCAAAUUCUAGGCCACGAAUGAAAUUCAAUGCAGCGAAAUGUGGUGUUUUUAUAGCUGAUUUCAUACAAAUAGAAUGAUCUGCAUGAAGGCACCAGUGCCAAAGCAGAUCAACACAUCACAUGAUGAGUAUCCUGUAGACCAAGUAGAGAAACUGCUAUUGGGUACUCAGCCUUUUUGCUGGAGCGAGGCAAGUAAUUGCCUGAUAGAAUUGUUGAGGAAAUUAACAUGAAAUACAUGCCUAGACAACAGCAAGAGCUUUCACCGUAAUGAGAUAUCAACAAGAAAAGCUCUCCAUGGUUCAGUGGGCCAGUUCCGGUAAAGCCCAUUAUCAGGCCCUCUGUUAUAUAAG